Molecule: messenger RNA, 877 nt
Organism: Brachypodium distachyon (stiff brome)
Lineage: Eukaryota; Viridiplantae; Streptophyta; Magnoliopsida; Poales; Poaceae
Product: methyl-CpG-binding domain-containing protein 4
Exons: 2
Coding region: 138-692 (184 amino acids)
Molecular function (GO): zinc ion binding; DNA binding
Source: RefSeq, a predicted model, not a curated record
GAGUUACCAAAAUAAAGCUGGCUAGUUUCCGGUUAUUUUUUCCACGCCUACUAUCCGCCCCCUUUCCUAGACAUCGCCGGCGGCCGCUCCCGCGGGCCGCCUCCCAGUCCGCAGCGCCGCCUAACUGACCUUCGAUCAUGGCCUCACCGCCGGCGCCGGUUUCGGCCUCGCCGGCCUCCUCCGCUCAGAGAAAACGAGGUUCAACAGAAACCAUUGGCUUGUAUGCAGUUCAGUGUUGUGAAUGUCAUAAAUGGCGUACCGUUCCAACAAAAGAGGAAUUUGAGACACUUCGUGAGAAUUUCACUGAUGACCCAUGGGUCUGCACUAAAAGACUUGACUGCUCGUGUAAAGACCCUGGGGACAUUGAGUACGAUAGCAGCCGCAUCUGGGUAAUCGACAAGCCCAACAUACCAAAGCCUCCGCCCAAGACAGACAGGCUAGCGGUUAUGAGAGGGGAUCUGUCUAAAUUGGACAUCUACUAUGUUAUGCCAAAUGGGAAGCGCGCAAGGUGCACAGGGGAUGUGCAGAAGUUCCUCGACGCAAAUCCAGAUUACAAAGAUCGCAUAUCAGUUGAAAGUUUCAGUUUUGCGACACCAAAGAUUGUUGAGGAGACUGUUUCUCACAGCUCUGCGUGGAAGGCUGGGAAGGCCAAAAAGCAGGACAAGACAAAUGCUUCAAGCAGCAAGAACUAACUAUGUUCACUUGCUGUCCUCCUCUACCUUGUUGGUCAGUUGUUGUUUUUAUAUCUGUGAUGUACUCUCAGCACUCUAAGGCUUCCUUUUUAUGCAUCAACUCCUGGGAAAAUUCUGAGAUGGUUGAGAAGGCUACAUGCUGUAGUCACUCUUUUCAUAAAUAAACAACUGUGGUUACAGAUAUA